Molecule: messenger RNA, 4074 nt
Organism: Saccharomyces cerevisiae S288C
Lineage: Eukaryota; Fungi; Ascomycota; Saccharomycetes; Saccharomycetales; Saccharomycetaceae
Gene: CFT1
Product: cleavage/polyadenylation factor CFT1
Exons: 1
Coding region: 1-4074 (1357 amino acids)
Cellular component (GO): nucleus
Molecular function (GO): nucleic acid binding
Source: RefSeq, marked reviewed
AUGAAUGUAUAUGAUGAUGUGCUUGACGCUACUGUUGUGUCUCAUUCAUUAGCAACACAUUUUACUACUUCAGAUUAUGAGGAGCUCUUAGUGGUGCGAACAAAUAUCCUUUCUGUCUACAGGCCUACUAGGGAUGGUAAACUGUAUUUGACUGAUGAGUUUAAGUUUCAUGGCUUGAUCACCGAUAUAGGCCUCAUUCCCCAAAAAGACAGUCCGUUAAGUUGCCUGCUUUUAUGCACAGGCGUCGCUAAAAUCUCUAUUUUAAAGUUCAACACGCUAACAAACUCAAUCGAUACCCUAAGCCUGCAUUACUACGAAGGAAAGUUCAAGGGUAAAUCGUUGGUAGAGCUGGCCAAAAUUUCCACCUUGAGAAUGGAUCCUGGAAGUUCUUGUGCCUUACUGUUCAAUAAUGACAUUAUCGCUUUUCUACCCUUCCAUGUCAAUAAAAAUGACGACGAUGAGGAGGAAGAAGAUGAGGACGAGAACAUAGACGAUAGUGAAUUAAUCCAUAGCAUGAAUCAAAAAUCCCAAGGGACGAAUACUUUCAAUAAGAGGAAGAGAACCAAGUUAGGUGACAAGUUCACGGCUCCAAGCGUGGUAUUGGUAGCGAGUGAGUUGUACGAAGGCGCCAAAAAUAUCAUAGAUAUUCAGUUCUUGAAAAAUUUUACUAAACCAACGAUAGCGCUCUUAUACCAACCAAAGCUUGUUUGGGCAGGAAACACCACCAUUUCAAAACUCCCUACACAAUACGUUAUACUCACAUUAAAUAUCCAGCCUGCAGAAAGUGCCACCAAGAUUGAAUCAACCACAAUAGCAUUUGUCAAGGAACUGCCUUGGGAUCUACACACCAUUGUACCUGUUUCGAAUGGUGCUAUCAUUGUGGGAACCAAUGAACUGGCAUUUCUAGAUAAUACUGGCGUUUUACAAUCGACAGUAUUAUUAAACUCAUUUGCUGAUAAAGAGUUACAGAAAACAAAAAUUAUCAACAAUUCUUCAUUGGAAAUUAUGUUCAGGGAGAAAAACACUACGUCAAUUUGGAUACCUUCGUCCAAGAGCAAAAACGGAGGAAGUAAUAAUGACGAAACACUACUACUUAUGGACUUGAAAUCCAAUAUAUACUAUAUCCAAAUGGAAGCAGAGGGCAGGUUACUGAUUAAAUUCGAUAUUUUCAAGCUACCUAUAGUCAAUGAUCUUUUGAAGGAGAACUCCAAUCCAAAAUGUAUAACACGUUUGAAUGCCACCAAUUCAAACAAAAAUAUGGACUUAUUUAUUGGGUUUGGUUCAGGAAAUGCUUUGGUUCUCAGAUUGAAUAAUUUGAAAUCUACCAUUGAAACAAGAGAAGCACACAAUCCAUCUUCAGGUACAAAUAGUUUGAUGGAUAUCAAUGACGACGAUGAUGAGGAAAUGGACGAUUUAUACGCCGAUGAAGCUCCUGAAAAUGGACUAACAACUAAUGAUUCCAAAGGCACUGUGGAAACUGUUCAACCUUUCGAUAUCGAACUGUUAUCAUCUCUAAGGAAUGUUGGUCCCAUCACAUCGUUAACUGUAGGUAAGGUAUCUUCCAUUGAUGAUGUGGUAAAAGGACUACCAAAUCCAAACAAAAACGAGUAUUCGCUAGUUGCCACAUCGGGAAAUGGUUCAGGUUCUCAUUUGACCGUCAUACAGACUAGUGUUCAACCGGAAAUUGAAUUAGCAUUGAAAUUUAUCAGUAUAACACAAAUCUGGAAUCUGAAGAUCAAAGGAAGAGAUAGGUACUUAAUAACUACUGAUUCCACAAAAUCCCGGAGUGACAUAUAUGAAAGUGACAAUAACUUCAAACUUCAUAAGGGCGGCCGUUUAAGAAGAGAUGCUACUACAGUUUACAUUUCAAUGUUUGGUGAAGAAAAAAGAAUAAUACAAGUCACCACCAAUCACUUAUAUUUAUAUGAUACACAUUUUAGACGUCUCACCACAAUUAAAUUUGACUACGAAGUUAUUCAUGUUUCCGUCAUGGAUCCGUAUAUACUAGUUACCGUAUCAAGGGGUGAUAUUAAGAUAUUUGAAUUGGAGGAAAAGAAUAAAAGAAAAUUGUUAAAAGUUGAUUUGCCAGAAAUUUUGAAUGAAAUGGUUAUUACAUCUGGUUUGAUUUUGAAAAGCAAUAUGUGUAAUGAAUUUUUGAUUGGGUUGAGUAAGUCUCAAGAAGAACAGUUAUUGUUUACAUUUGUUACUGCAGAUAACCAAAUUAUCUUUUUUACUAAAGACCAUAAUGACAGAAUCUUUCAACUAAAUGGUGUUGACCAAUUAAAUGAAUCUUUAUACAUUAGCACUUAUCAACUGGGCGAUGAGAUCGUCCCUGAUCCAUCGAUUAAACAAGUAAUGAUAAACAAACUGGGCCAUGACAAUAAAGAAGAAUACCUGACAAUAUUAACCUUCGGAGGAGAGAUUUACCAAUAUAGAAAAUUACCACAAAGACGUAGUAGAUUUUAUAGAAACGUUACAAGAAAUGAUCUAGCUAUUACUGGUGCUCCUGACAAUGCAUACGCCAAGGGUGUUAGUUCCAUCGAAAGAAUCAUGCAUUACUUUCCCGAUUACAACGGUUAUUCGGUAAUAUUUGUAACCGGUAGCGUUCCAUACAUAUUAAUAAAAGAAGAUGAUUCCACACCGAAGAUUUUCAAAUUCGGAAACAUACCAUUGGUUUCAGUCACUCCCUGGAGCGAGCGUUCAGUCAUGUGUGUAGAUGAUAUUAAAAACGCCAGAGUUUACACACUAACUACUGACAAUAUGUACUAUGGUAACAAAUUACCAUUGAAACAGAUAAAGAUCAGCAAUGUGCUUGAUGACUACAAAACUCUGCAAAAACUAGUCUAUCAUGAAAGGGCUCAAUUGUUUCUUGUAUCUUAUUGCAAGCGGGUUCCUUACGAAGCAUUAGGAGAAGAUGGCGAAAAAGUAAUUGGUUAUGACGAGAAUGUUCCUCAUGCGGAAGGAUUUCAAAGUGGAAUUUUACUCAUUAAUCCAAAAAGUUGGAAGGUCAUUGAUAAAAUCGACUUUCCAAAGAAUUCUGUCGUCAAUGAAAUGAGAUCCUCUAUGAUUCAAAUUAAUUCAAAAACUAAGAGGAAAAGAGAAUACAUUAUAGCCGGUGUUGCCAAUGCCACCACUGAAGACACUCCACCAACUGGCGCUUUCCAUAUUUAUGAUGUGAUAGAAGUUGUUCCCGAACCUGGUAAACCUGAUACCAAUUAUAAGCUCAAGGAAAUUUUUCAAGAAGAGGUCAGUGGUACUGUAUCUACUGUUUGUGAGGUUAGUGGAAGAUUCAUGAUUAGUCAAAGCCAAAAAGUUCUAGUAAGAGAUAUCCAAGAAGAUAAUUCCGUCAUACCAGUGGCAUUUUUGGAUAUUCCUGUUUUCGUUACGGAUUCUAAAAGCUUUGGUAAUCUUUUGAUAAUUGGUGACGCUAUGCAGGGGUUCCAAUUUAUUGGUUUUGACGCAGAACCAUACAGGAUGAUUUCAUUGGGCAGAAGUAUGUCGAAAUUUCAAACAAUGUCGCUAGAGUUUUUAGUGAACGGAGGGGAUAUGUAUUUUGCGGCAACAGAUGCUGACAGAAAUGUUCAUGUUUUAAAAUAUGCGCCAGAUGAACCCAACUCUCUUUCGGGUCAACGUUUAGUCCACUGCUCCAGUUUCACGUUGCAUUCCACCAAUAGUUGUAUGAUGCUUUUACCAAGAAACGAGGAAUUUGGCUCUCCUCAAGUGCCAUCGUUUCAAAACGUUGGUGGCCAAGUGGAUGGGUCAGUCUUCAAGAUAGUUCCUUUAAGUGAGGAAAAAUACAGAAGACUUUAUGUGAUUCAACAACAAAUCAUCGAUCGAGAAUUACAGCUAGGUGGUUUAAACCCUCGCAUGGAAAGAUUGGCCAACGACUUUUAUCAGAUGGGUCACUCUAUGAGGCCUAUGCUUGAUUUCAACGUUAUACGGAGGUUCUGUGGAUUAGCUAUUGAUAGACGGAAAAGCAUUGCGCAGAAAGCAGGAAGACAUGCGCAUUUUGAAGCAUGGAGAGAUAUCAUAAAUAUUGAAUUUUCAAUGAGAUCUUUAUGCCAGGGUAAGUGA